AGACUCCCCUAGGAGCGAGGCUACAGGCGGGUUUCAGCGCGCGGUGGGUGAGUGGGCAACUCGUCCCUCCCUGUAAAUUCGGUGGCGCCUUGCAUUUUCCAACUUCUCACUUGUCAAGUCCUUUCCCGAAUAGGAAAGACAGCCUCUAUAUGCUGUCUGUGGUUGGCCAAGCACAGCCCCAAGUCGCCGCGCGCCACGGCUGGGACCACGUCUACUUCCGGGCCACUAGCAACGCCGCCCAUGCGCGAUUUUACUUUUUCUCGUCGUUUGCGCUGGCAACAGGCAGUGGAUGCGUGAAUCCAAGCGGGCCUCUGCUCGAUGGACCAAUCUGGCAUCGAGGUUAUGAUGGGCCUUGGCUCCUCUCCUCCAACGGCAUCCCCUUCCCGACGUCGUCUGCCCACACCCCCCUCCUCUUCGUUUCGUGAUGCGCACGCCUCUCGUUCUGCAUGGCUCUAGGUUCGACCUGGCCAUGCCCACGCACCCAAGGCUGCGUUAUCUGCGCUUGUUAGUCUGUUUGUUAGCCGUUGUAGACCGCGCCCAGGCUCGUGAUGGGGACAGGCUGCAUUGUGAGAAGCAUGUACCUGGGAUUGUUAGAGGCGGCCGGUAAAAAUCCGUGUCGACAAUAAAUACCCUCUGCGCCCAUACCCUUUGUUCAAGACGAAUAUCCCGUUCCAAGAGAAUCUCUUGUAUUGCACCUGUUGCUCCUUGCUGCACACAAUCCGUUGCUGUUGCUGCUCGUUCCUCGCUCCUUUAGCCCAUUUUCUUCUUCUAUUCACUUGCCCGUCUUCAUCUAGAAGCCCAAACUCUCUUCUUUCUCUCGAAACACAUCAUCCCAGAUGCCAACCAUGCCCGAAGACACUGCCCCCGAUACAGACAAGGAAGCGGCCUUGGACCGUGAUACUCGUAUCACCUUUGACAAUGUCUACCACCCUCGCACUACGCGUGGCCGGUCGACAGACGAUCCCAACGCCCGCCCCGAACGCUCUCGUUCGCGAUCUCGCAGACGCUCCAUGAGCCGCGCUUCCUCUACCUCCCGCGCAAACCUCCCUACUUCCCCCUACUCUGGUAUUCAGAUCGAGUACCGCACCCUCUCCAUCAACGUGGCCGAGUCUCGAGCCGUCGACAACACCUCGAGCGACGACAGCAAGGCCACCUUGUCCAACAAGAAGGAUGACGACUACUUUGGCGGUCUCAACUUCCACCAGCUGACGGUCGAGCAAAUCUGCCAGCAGCAAAACGUUUCCAAGGACGAAGGCCUCUCCGUCAGCGGCGCUUCGGCCCGCAUUGCCCGUGAUGGCCCCAACACGCUCCCCAAGCCAAAGACCAACUACUGGAAGAAGAUCCUCAGCUACGUCUUUGGCGGCUUUUGCUCCGUCCUCUGGGUUGGUGUCAUCAUCUUCUUCAUCUGCUGGCGCCCUCUCAGUGACCCUCCCUCUCCCACCAACCUCGCCCUGGCCAUCCUCGUCAUCAUCGUCAUUGCUCUCCAGGCUGGCUUUUCUGCCUUCCAGGAUUGGUCCACCCAGCGUACCAUGAAGUCCAUCACCGAUCUCCUACCGGCCGAAGCACUUGUUCUUCGGGAUGGCCAGCUUGUCAAAAUGUCGGCUACCGAGUUGGUUGCUGGCGACAUUGUCCACCUCACCAUUGGCAACAAGGUCCCCGCCGACCUUCGCCUUCUCUCACAUUCGGGAGACAUUCGUUUCGACCGUGCUGUGCUGACUGGUGAAUCAGACGAGAUUGAGGGUGCCGUCGAUAUGACUGAUGCCAACUUCCUUGAAAGCAGAAACAUUGCUCUGAUGGGUACCAUGGUCGUCAACGGCAGUGGUGUGGGUAUGGUUGUCUUGACGGGCAGUCGCUCCGUCAUGGGCCGCAUUGCAAAGGCCACCAACUCGGCUGAAGAGCGUCCUACUCUGAUCCAGAUUGAGAUUUGGCGCUUCGUCCGCAUCAUUGUAUCCCUCACCGUCGUUCUUGCCCUCUUGAUUCUCUUCACCUGGGUUGGCUGGCUGCGCAAGGAUCACUUUGCCUACAUGAACGUUGUGGCUAUGCUGAACAACGUCAUGGGCUGUGUCGUCGCUUUCAUUCCUGAGGGUAUGCCCGUCGCUGUCGCCUUGACACUGAUGAUGGUUGCCCGCCGCAUGAAGGCUGUCAACGUGCUGCCCAAGGGUCUCUCCACUGUCGAGACACUCGGCUGCGUCAACGUCAUUUGCUCCGACAAGACCGGCACUCUCACUCAAAAUGAAAUGCACGUCAACUCGGGUAGCUUUGUUGACCAGGUUGUCCCUCUCAACGAGUUCCAGGCAGAUGUGGACAGCGAGAAGCCGGCCGCGUGCAACCGCAAGCUUCUCCAGGCCGCUCUCCUCUGCAACGAUGCCACAUUUGAUCCUACCACCGCCCAUCUCCCCGUCGCUGCUCGUGAAGUUCAGGGCAACGCCACCGAUGCCGCCGUCUUACGAUUUGCCUCUUCCAACAAGCGCAGCGAAAAGGAGACCAGCAUUCUGCCCCGCGUCUUCCAGAUCCCCUUCAACUCCAAGAACAAGUGGAUGCUCACUGUCCACAGAGAUUCCGACGACGUCUCCGAGAAGCAAUACCGCGUGUUUGUCAAGGGUGCUCCAGAUGUGCUUCUGCCCGCUGUGACUAGAUACUGGAGCGCGAAGACGGACUCUGUCCAGCCCUUUGACGCCAACGCCGCCGCCGCCUUCAAGGCGUACCAAGAUUCCCUCUCGCACAACGCCGAGCGUGUCAUUGUCCUCUGUGAGAAGACCAUUACACCCAACAACCCUCUAGGAAGCAACGCUUUCAGUGAUGAAAUUGCCUCUUUUGCCAUGAGCGACUUGACCGUUGUCGGCAUCUUAGGCAUUAUUGAUCCUCCUCGCCCUGAAACCGCCUCUACUGUUGCUGAAUGCCGCCGCGCUGGUGCCCGUUUCUUCAUGGUCACUGGUGACUAUGGCCUCACCGCUGCUGCCAUUGCCCGCAAUGUCGGCAUCUUUACCGGCGAGCGUGGCCCUGACACUAUUGAGCGUAUCCAUUCCAAAAUCGGCAUCUCCGCUGCAGAGCUGCGCAAGGCCCGCCUUGAGGGUGAGCAGCGUGCCCUCCUUCUCGAGGGCCACUCACUUGGUGGUCUGGAGGACGAGGACUGGGACCUCAUCUGCGAAUAUGGCGAAGUUGUAUUUGCCCGUACCACGCCCGAGCAGAAGCUUCGCAUUGUGGAAGAGUUCCGAAAGCGUGAUAACGUCGUUGCCGUCACUGGUGACGGUGUCAACGAUGCCCCCGCGCUACGUGCUGCCGAUGUUGGUAUUGCUAUUGUCACCGGAUCUGACGUCGCCAUCGAGGCUGCCGACUUGGUGCUUAUGGACCGAUUCGACUCCAUCAUCGAAGCUAUCCGCCUUGGUCGCCUUGUGUUUGAGAAUUUGCAAAAGGUUAUUGCCUACCUACUGCCCGCGGGUAGUUGGUCUGAGAUUUGGCCUGUCAUGGUCAAUGUCUUCUUUGGUGUCCCUCUUCCUCUGAGCUCUUUCCUCAUGAUUAUCAUUUGCGUCUUUACCGAUCUGUUCCUCUCUCUCUCGCUCAUCAUGGAAAAGGAGGAGUUUGACCUGCUCUCGCUGCCUCCCCGCAACCACAAGAAGGACCACUUGAUCAACCUCAAGAUUUACGUCCAAGCCUACCUCUUCACUGGUUUCCUCGAAACUACCACUGCGCACGCCAUGUAUUUCUUGUACUACUGGAAGUACGCGGGCAUCCCCAUCAGCGAGCUCUUCUUCCUGUUUGAGGGCUACUCCGAGGGCUUCCACGGCUAUACUGCCGAUGAGCUCACUGCCUUCAACGCCACCGGCCAGUCGAUUUACUUUGUGACUCUAGUCAUCCUGCAAUGGGGUAACAUUUUGUCUGUCCGCAACCGUCGUCUCAGUAUCUUCCAGGCCGAUCCCUUCACCAAGGCUCGCCGCAACCCGUGGUUGAUGCUCAGUGCCGUCAUCAGCUUGGCCAUUGCCAUCUUCGUGACUGAGGUUCCCGGCAUUCAGAACCUGUUUGGUACUGCAUCUGUCCCCAUUCAGUUCUGGCUGAUUCCUAUUCCCCUGGCCCUGGGUAUCCUGGUCAUGGAUGAGAUCCGCAAGGUUAUUGUGCGCACAUUCCCCAACGGCCCCAUCGCCAAAAUUGCCUGGUAAACCAGGCUGGCGGUGACCUAUUUUAGAUUGCGUGCUACUAGACUCGCAUCUAUUUUUUUAUUUGUUUAUUUUGACGGCGUUUAUAUUUAGAUUGAUAUCUCGGGUAGCAUCAGAAGCGUUCUCUUUUAUACACUGAAGUAUUAGUAUCAAAUGCAACAAGCCAGUUUCUUGAAUUAUGCUGACUGUCUCGUGAAAUGGAGUAGUGUAAGCCUCCAUCUGCUCCUUUAAUACCCAGUUACCGUAAUUAGCGAUGUCAACUAAUAUUCUCUUUGAGUUGGAAACAUGUGAAUUAUGUAUAACUAUCUUGGUAUUAGAUUCCGUCAACCUCUUCAGCGGCUUCUGAUCAACCUGCGUAAGCAAGCCGACACACCCACCGCCAGGAUCGAAGUUGCUAUACAAGCCCGGAAUCAAGGUAGAUGUACCACAAAAUUAACCGAGCUCUGCAAAAUUUUAGGUUUGGGCU
[Torrubiella] hemipterigena is the source of this 4617-nucleotide messenger RNA. Lineage: Eukaryota; Fungi; Ascomycota; Sordariomycetes; Hypocreales; Clavicipitaceae. The record is from the annotation of a GenBank genome assembly.